CGCCUGUGCCAUCCAGGGGGGGACGCACUCCAAACCACAACCGCCAAACUACUAGCAAAACAAUCAUUUGAAUACGAUCAACUUCAUUUCAAACCGGGCAUCGUUUUCGACAGACCUACACUAAACAUUCAAUAUGGCCGACACAACCGAAUCAAAACGCCUCGGUAAACGCCCAGAGACCGACGAUGCGCUUCAACAACAACAGCAACAAGCGACACCAGCAACAGGCGGCGUAAUCCAGAUGGAACAUGUUAACAACCAACCAGCCACCGCCUCCGCAACAACCGCAACAACAGGCUCACCGUCCCAUGCCCAGAACAACAAGGAAGGCGAACCAUCAAUACCCACAGUCACCGGCGCCGUGCCCGUCACAUUGCAAGAUGUCAUGGACGAAACCGACCCAGUUUCCCCCCCAGAAUCCCAACCACAAGCCGUCAACGAUCCCGACUCGAUAUCUCAAGCAUCUCAGUCAGCGUCGGGACCCAGUAGUACCGAAGCCCCAGUCUGCAACAUCACCCUCCUCCUACCCACGGGAGCCCGACACCCAUACAAGAUCGACGAAAAGUAUCUGUCCAAACGGGGUGUCGACAUCCCUGAGACCGUGGCGGGGACGGGCCAGCCGGAUCCGUUCAGCAUCUCCGUGUAUAAGGUCAAGGAGUUGAUACUGAGGGAGUGGAGGGAGGAGUGGGAGGGGAAGCCGGCGAGUCCGACUAGCAUUCGGUUGAUUCACUUUGGGAAGUUGUUGGAUGAUAAAGAGAGUUUGAAGAAAUACAAAUUCUCCCCCGACACCCCCAACGUCGUCCACAUGUCGGUUCGACCAGCCGAGAUGAUGGAAGAAGACGGCGAAGGCGCCAAAGGCGGCAAGACCGCAGGCGGGCGAGAAGGAUCGAGGAGAGAAGGAGGAGGUGGGUGUUGUGUUAUUCUAUGAGGGAUGGACACAACAUGCUCUCUGCUUAUCUCGUCCUUUGCCGGCUCGCUGUUUCGAAGCGUCUUUAUAUCAACAUCAGAGUGAUAUCAGAUUGGGUUCGGUUGAUGUCGCUACCGAUACCGAUUGAAUAUCGACAAAUCAAUCUGAACAGCAGUGGACCCAGCGUCGACUCGACGAACGAGUCUUUGGCCCCUUUGAAGCG
Messenger RNA from Neurospora tetrasperma FGSC 2508, 1130 nucleotides. RefSeq lists its product as uncharacterized. NCBI's taxonomy places the organism in Eukaryota, Fungi, Ascomycota, Sordariomycetes, Sordariales, Sordariaceae. Bases 134 to 928 code for a protein of 264 amino acids. The record is from RefSeq and is a predicted model, not a curated record. The transcript is spliced from 2 exons.